This is a messenger RNA of Prorocentrum cordatum, 3054 nucleotides long. The record is from the annotation of a GenBank genome assembly. NCBI's taxonomy places the organism in Eukaryota, Dinophyceae, Prorocentrales, Prorocentraceae.
AUGGCGGGCGCGGCGGACAAGACCAUGUACGACCCCGACAGCUCCACGUACAGAAGCUCGAUGUGCGACUGCACAAAGGCCGUCUGCGAGGGGUGCGCCGAGUUCAUCGAGACGCACUUGCCAGGCUUUGGGUGUUCCCCGCCCGAUUGGCCGCACCACAUUUCCAUAUCCCUGUUCCUAGGCUACACGGUGGACCUCUUGCUUGCCGAGCGCGCCAGGGACGAGUCUCUGGCGGAGGACAUGGCAGAGGGCAUGCUGUACACGGCUGAGGGCAAUGAAGUUCGCGACAUCACGGCCAGCAUGGGGGCGUCCACCUUUGCGCUCGUGGACGAGAGCUACAUCGUGCUUUCCGCGUGGCAGGUCACGCAGCGCUGGAGGAAGACGCCGAAGACCAUGCGCCUGAAAGGAGUCAAGCUGCCGAGCUACUCGAAGAAAGGGGCGAUGUCGGUCUUGUACCCGUUCAAGAACCCCGAUCAGCCCUACAAGAUCUUGCGGCUGCAGACAGUGUUGUCAGCCAACGCCUCGAGUGACCAGAAAGGUUGUCUGCCAGAGGCCUUGAAAAACCAGAUCCCCAUCGUCUUGAAAGGGCGCAAGAGGAAGAUUGACUUCAUGGCCAAGCUGGAGGCCGCUGCUGAGGAUCAGCCCGAGAAGCAUGUGCCCCGUCGCUCACCCGCGCCAUCCAAGCCCGCCUUGACUCCGAAGGGCGGCGGCCGUGGGCUGGGGUCUGGCAGCCGGAGUACUCCGAAGAGGCCAGCGUCAGCAGACGCAGAUGCGCUCGACUUCAUCAUCGAUCCGAGCAUCCCCAAGGGCACGCCAGAUUAUUGGAUCGCUAAGCUGCCCCUUCGCCAAGUCGCCAAAGGCACAAAGCUCGGCAGCGAGUACAACCAAGCGAAGGUCUUGCGCGACAAGCUCCCCGUGGGCGAUGAUCGCAAUCGUUUGAAUACGCACAUCGAGCUCUACGACAAGGCAAUGACCUUCAUCCCAGGUGCGAUGGAGAAGCUCGACGAGGAUAAAUUCAUACAGUACUGCGGGGCUUUCGACGCCGCUGGCGUGCAGCUCCUCCCAGUGACCCAAAAGGAGAUUGCGCGCAGGAAGACUACGCCCCUCUGGGAAGGCUUCGAGUCAAGCCCGCGAGAGCUGAGCGGUCGCAAUCAGCUAAAGAUGGCCUUGGACAUGCUACGGAUCUGGGAUACUGAAGAUACACGUGCUGAUUUUGAUUGGAGAAACCCGCUGCUCGUCACCAUUGGCUUCCCAGUGCCCGAUAUGAACGACGCAUUCAAGCAGAUGGUCUUCAACGAUAACCUGAUCAAGUGGAUCGGGGGUGGCGAAUGCAAAGAGGCUCAUGUCCUCGAGUUCGUGGCCACCGCACUUGAGGCGUGGGAUAUUCCUGUCGAUGCAAACCUUGACCCAUUGUCGGGUCAGAUCUUGGUGGAUGCGCAGAAGGCCCUCAACGUCUUGAAGCAUAUCAGCGACCAGAACAUCAGCAUCAACACUGACCUGGGCAUCUUCGAUGACGUCAAGGCCAUGGAGCAGGCAGCCUACCAGACGACGGCGAAACCCAGCCUAUUCAUCAGUGUGGCCCAUGCCGUCAAUGGCAAUACCUUCUGGAAGGCACGCUUGGCGUCGGCUACGAAAAAGAACGAGAAGAUGAAAGCGAACGCGCCGAAGAUCGCGAAGCUGCUCCAGGAUUUCAGGAAGCACCAGUCGCCUACCCCGACACAGGAGUUCCACGAUCUGGUCAAGCGGGCCAUUGAUGACAUCCCCUACUUGCGCACUGCUUUGAGUGAGGGCGCCGCCGACGAGCUCGAGAGUGUUGCGAUGAACAAGCUCCUCGAAGCAGUUCGAUGCUGGACGAGCGUUGGCACUGCUGGAGCCCCGAAGGCCGAUCACAGGGCUGAUCAUGACAUGAUGCAGUCAUUCAAGAAGCUGCUCGUAAUCGCUGCGGAGUCUUGCCCCUCCUUCGAGGACUUGACGCGAGAGGUCGAUAACUUGAGCAAGGUGCUCGACGCCGUCGACUCCGAUUCGAAGAUGCAAUCCGUCAAGCACUUCAUCUCCAAGGCCAACGCCGACGAGGCAGUUGACGUCAAGGAGCUCGUGGACCUCGCCGCUGGGGUGGACCGCGGUUCUCUGGAUGCGGCUGAUCAAAGUGAGAUGCUUGCCCAUUUCUCUGCCAAUGUCAAGCAGCUCGUGGAGAGGGACUUCGAGGAUGCCCCGAACCGCAAACCCGUCGACAUGAAUUUGGAGUUCGAGGGCGUGCUGGUUGGACUCAUGACAAAGGACGUCAGCAAGAGAGCUGAGGUGGUUUUGGCGUCCGCGAGGGCGGUCCUGAAGCUCAAACGCGCAGCCUCCCUCUUGAACGAGAAGGUGAUCGACGACAACGACGAGCUCGCAGGCGAAGGAGCCGAGAAGCAGGCCGCAGUCGUGAAGAGGGAGGUUGCCAAGGCGACGAAGCAGUUGAAGAACGGGCUUUCCGACGAGGUUAUGAAGCCAGCGGGCUUAUCACCAACAAAAUUCAACGACACGGCUGGGGUCAUCGUAAAGGGCGCGGUGGAUUUGCACACGAGGGUGGGACAGGCUUGCCUGCAAAAGCGCGAGGCCACCUUGGCAGAGGCGCGCUUGCAUGCGCAGACUCUGACACUCGACAACCCAGACCUCUGUCGCUGGAUCGAUAGGGGUGAGACAGAGUGGGAGGAUAUGAAGCGCAUGGCGGAUGAGCUGCUGAACGGCGUCAGCGUGGAGGGCAUCUUCGAAGCCGUGCACAUCAUCGAGAAGGCGAAGCUGGCUACGUCCGAGUACGCUGACGACAUGGCGGUCAAGGCCGACUCCGAGCUCAUGAGUUCGACGCCCGAUUUGAUUAAGAAGGUGGCCAACAUCGCCUGCGAGAUUCAGCUCAUGCAGGCGUUCUUGAGCAAGUCGGCCAAGGACAAGGUCUGGCUGCGGGGCCAGUGCGUGGCGGUGCAGAAGGAGCUCUCCAACUGGAAGGUCUUGCCCAGCGACAUGGACUCAACGGUCCUCGCCAAGUACCGCUCCGCCCUGAAGUUGCAGUCCAUCUGA